Messenger RNA from Eleginops maclovinus (Patagonian blennie), 8599 nucleotides. It is a transcript of the gene lrrk2, whose product is annotated as leucine-rich repeat kinase 2. NCBI's taxonomy places the organism in Eukaryota, Metazoa, Chordata, Actinopteri, Perciformes, Eleginopidae. Gene Ontology annotation, biological process: protein phosphorylation. Gene Ontology annotation, molecular function: ATP binding; protein binding; GTP binding. The record is from RefSeq and is a predicted model, not a curated record.
AGGAACACGGCUGCCGGAAAGGAAGUGGUGGUUUUUCCCACAGAAAACUACAGAAAGUAAAAAAGCUCCAACAAAAGAGGAACAUGUUUCACUGCCAGAAGAAAGUUUGCAUAUGACGGUGAUGUCAGGAUCGAAACUCAUUCACUCUGACAGCUUCUUUAUGUGUGACUGUCACUCAGCCGGAUUGUAGCUAGUGUAAUAUCAUGUAAUAUAGCUCAUUUAGCAAUGUGAUUAUUAUUGUUUUGUCACUUUUACUCGUUUUUCCCACGCAAUGCCGCAGCAAUGCUCAACUCUCAGCUGUUCUGAAGGACUGACUUAAAUGCAAACUUGUCAGCUGGAAAAGCGUUUUUUUUAAGACCAUGGUUAACCAAGAGGAGUUGGAAGAAAGGUUGAAGAAACUUGUGGUGAGGCUGAAAAUCCCGCAAGAACACAGACAAGUGUGCACGCUGAUUCAGAUCAUCCAGGAUCUGCUAUUCCUGGCGCACACCGACAAUGCAUCUGAACUGUUUGAAGGUAAACACGUCCAUGCCCCCCUCAUCCUGGUGCUGUCAUCCUACAGCAGCAGCAAGGGAGUCCAGCAGGUGGGCUGGUCAAUGCUGUGUCAGCUAAUUGAAAUCUGCCCCGACACUCUGAAGCAGCUGACCAUACCUCUGCAGGACGCCAAGGAAUGGGAGGUACUGGGAGUGCACCAGCAGAUCCUGAAGGUUUUCUCUCAGUACGGCUCAGACAGCAGAGUGACCAUGGUGGGACUCAGGGCGCUGGCUCUCCUGCUCAGAUCAGACAUGAUUCUUCGGCUGGUGCUGGAGGAGGAGGAGGAGGAGGAUGUGUUUGGCCUGGUGGUGCAGGCGUUGAAGAUGUUCCCCAGCCAUGAAGAGGUGCAGCUCCAGGGCUGUGCAGCUCUGCAGCUACUGCUGGAUGGAGUGAGUGAUGAGCACCUGGUGGAGUUUGUGGAGAACCAGGACCAUGUUGUGGUUCUGGUGGCUCUGCAGAGGUUCUCCGACAGCCCCGACCUGCUGCUGCAGGCCAUGAAGGUGCUGCUGCCUCUGGCUCGCAUCGGCAGUAACGUGGAGAUGUUGAUGUCGGGGGGCGCUCGCUGCUACAGUAUGAUCAUCGCAGCCAUGGACGCCUUCCCCGAGGACCAGAAGCUGCAGGAGACGGCCUGCUGCCUGUUCAAGAGGUUUACAUCAGAGAGUUACUUCAACAUCCUGGUUCUGAAUGGUGUGCAGAGGAUCGUAGUGAGAGCCUGCCUGAGUUUCCCCGACAACGCCAAGCUGCAGGCCGCCGCUCUGUCCUGCCUGGCUGAUCUGACUGCGACCAUCGUGCAGAACAAAGCGGUGGCAGAGCAGGGUCUGGAAGAGGGGGAGGCUGAGGAGAACAGAGGUCGGGAGGAGGUGGAUGACAUGGGUCUGGGCUGGAUGGAGGCCUGCUGCAUGGCGCUGGAGCUCCACGCCGCCGAUCCAGACGUUCAGGAGGCUGCAAGCUGGGCCAUCCAUAAUCUGCUUCUGCACGGAGUGAAGCAUACAGAGGAGGAGCAGGACGAGAGGACUCCUGUUCACAGGCAGUUGAUGGUGGCCAUGCUGCUCCACUCCUCCUCUCCCAGAGUGUUUCAAGCUGCUACCAGUGCCAUUUCAACACUCCUCACACACAACAGUCAAAUGCGCUCCCUGCUGCUGUCCAGUGGCCUUCAUGUCAACUUAGUGGAGAUGAUGAAGAGACACUCAAACUCCCCUGAAGUGUCCAUCAGUGCCUGUAAACUGCUCAAGCUGCUCUUCCAGGGAAGGACGGCCAGUCUGGAUGAGUUGACAAUGGCCAUGAGUCAGAUCCUGAGCAGCAUGAAGAUCCACAACUUCCAGCCGGAGGUUCAGCUAGAGGCUCUGCAGGCCAGCCUCGUCUUCCUCUGCCCAGACCGCAGUUUAAGGGAGCACGGCGUCUCUGUCACAGACCCAGACAUGGCGGACGUUUCACUGAAGGUCCUGAAAAACCAGUGCGUGGUGGAAGGAGCUCACACACUCUACCUGGAGGUUCUCAACAGGUUCAUCAGCAGCGUGCUCAUCCAGAGGAGUGGUCUGAAGGUGCUCUCCGCCCUGGCUGACUGCUCUGGUGCAGUGGACCUGCUCUGCCAGCAGGGGGCGAUAGACACGGUGCUGCACACACUGCAGAUGUUCCCACAGGACAGAGAGAUACACUUCUGGGGUCUCACGCUGCUCAGCUUCCUCGUGUCCAAGAAGAAGCUGUCGAGGAUGAUCGUUCCAGUUCUGGCCUCCGUCGUGGUUGCCUCCCUCCUCCAGUACAGAGACGACUCCGAGAUGCACCUGAAGUGUAUCCAGGUGGCGUUGAGGAUGCUGGACGCCUGUUCCGGAGCAGCUGCUGAGCUGCAGAGAGAAGACUUUGACCGGCAGAUCUUCCAACACCUCAGAGAGGAACUUCUCGACCACUGCAACACUGCUCUGCGUAAGGCGGUGUGCCUGGCUCUGUCUAAGAUGUGGUGUGACUCCCAGCUGCACUACAGCAUGCUGGAGAAGGCCUGCGAGGACGGGGACGCCACAUUGGCCGAGUGUCUGAUCGAGCUGGGAGCAGACGUCAACAGGAAGACCAAAGCAGAGUCGCUCAUCUACAAGGUGUGUGAGCGCGGCGGGCCUCUGGAGCUGGUGGAGCUGCUGCUCAGCCACGGGGCCCACGAGCAGCACCUGCGCAGGGCCCUGACUGUGAGCGUGAAGCGGGGUGAGAGUCCCACUGUCAUCCAGCUGCUGGGCCGCCUAGGUCUGGACCUGAACAACAGCGCCCUCUGCCUGGGGGGCUUCAGGCUGGGCCGCCUGGACGCCGCCUGGCUCAGCCCGCUGCUGGCUGAGAGAGGCAGGACACACAGCCUCCGUUACAACACUAAAGGUAUGAAUCUGGCGAGGUACAUAAAGAAUUUCCAGAGGUCCAAGAGUAUCAGCGGUCCUCUCAGAUCUCUGGGCGACCCCUGCCUGACCUCCGGAUACAUUUCUGAUGAGAGCGACGACUCCAACCUCAGCUUCUUCUCCACGGACGACAGCCUGUUCCUCAACGACGACUUGGAGAGUGAUGGAAGUGAUUCCCUGUCAGGUGUUUUGUCUCCAAAGCCGCUCAAUAACUCCACAGAAGAGUUGAGGGGGGGGUCCUUCAAAAGAAAGCAGGGGCGCCGCCGACACGCCAGCGCAGAGAGCGGUCCGACUGAGAAUGACAGUGAACAUGGGCACAGGAGAUUUGGAAGGACCGGCUCCGGCCACAAAGUGUUAGGAGGCGAGGGCUCUGCUGCUCCGUUCAAAGAGCGGGAGAGGAUCCGGCUGCUGGACCUGUCGGGGAACGAGCUGGCGUCUCUGUCCUGCCUGAUGGACGACGACUUCGUGCAGCAGCAGGUCGGACAUCUCCUCCGCCUCGACCUCAGCCACAACAGCCUUCUGGAGUUCCCCUCGGCUCUGUGCCAGAGUUUGAGGAGUCUGACUCGGCUGGACCUGCAGGGCAACCAGCUGCAGGCUCUGCCAGUGGAGCUGCUGUCUCUGCUCUCGCUGAGCACGCUCAACGUCUCCCGCAACUGUGUGGGUCCGCUGCUGACCUUUGACCCCGCCGUCAGCUGUCCGUCACUGCGGCAGCUCAAUCUCUCCUUCAACAAAAUCAACACGUUCCCUCAGGAGCUGGGCCGAGCCGUGGGGCGACUGGAGGAGCUGAUCAUGGAAGGAAACUCUAUCUCGGAGCUGUCUGUGCCUCUGUGUCUGCCGGAGAUCAAGCUGCUCGACGUGAGCAAGAACAGCGUGGAGAAUAUCUCUCCGGACUUCCUGACCGGCUGCCUCAAGCUGGAAACCUUCAGUGCCUCGAUAAACAGCAUCUGUUCCCUGUCUCACCUCCCAUCUAAGAUCACAACACUAAAACUCGCAAACAACAACUUCACCUCCAUUCCUGAGGCCAUCCUGAAUCUCCCAAACCUGCGGUCGGUGGACAUGCGGACCAACAACAUCGCGGCGCUGCCCGGCCCGGGGCUCUGGGAGUCCAGCAACCUGCGGGAGCUGAUGUUUAGUCAGAACUGCAUCAAAGUCCUGGAUCUGAGUGGGCCGCUGUACAAGUGGACCCGAUUGGAAAAACUCCACCUGAGUGACAACAAGCUCACUGAGAUCCCGCCACAGAUCGGCCUGCUGGAGGGUCUGACCUCUCUGGAUGUGAGUCGUAACACGAGCCUGCGCUCCUUCCCUGAUGAAAUGGGGAAGCUGAGCAGACUGUGGGACCUGCCGCUGGACGGCCUGCGCCUCCAGCUGGACCUCAAACUCAUCGGCAGCAAGACCAAGGACAUUGUCAGGUUCCUGCAGCAGCGGCUGAAGAAGGCAGUGCCGUACUACCGGAUGAAGCUGAUCGUGGUGGGGAACGCUGGCAGCGGGAAGACGACUCUGAUACAGCAGCUGAUGAAGCUGAAGCGCUCCGAGAUGAACUCCAAGAAAAGCGCUGUCGGCAUCGACGUGCGGGACUGGGCCAUCAGGGAGCGGGACCGGAAGAAAAUGCUGCUGAACGUCUGGGACUUCUCAGGUGGGGAGGAGUUCAGCGGCUCUCACCCUCACUUCCUCACCUCCAGAGCUCUCUACCUGGUGGUUUACAACCUGAGCAAAGGAGCCGGUCAGGUGGACGCCCUCAAGCCCUGGCUCUUCAACAUCAAGGCCGUAGCCCCCCUGUCCCCGGUGAUCCUGGUGGGAACACACACUGAUGUGAGUGACGAUCUGCAGCUGCAGUCCUGCCUCACCAAGAUCAAAGAGGAGCUGCUCAGCCACCAGGGCUUCCCUGCCAUCAGGGACUACCACAUGGUCUCCGUCUGCGAGGACUCGGACUCCAUCGGCAAGCUGCGCAAAGCCAUCGCCAGAGAAGUCAGCGGCUUCAAGAUCCAGGGUCAGCCCGUGAUGGGCCAGCUGGUUCCAGACAGCUAUGUGGAGCUGGAGCGCCGGGUUCUGCUGGAGAGAACCAGGGUUCCUGCAGAGUUUCCCGUCCUCAGACACCAGGAGCUGCUGCAGCUCAUCCAGGAGAGUCAGCUGCCGCUGGAGGAGGCCGAGCUGCCCCACGCUGUGCACUUCCUCAGUGAGGCUGGGGUGUUACUGCACUUUGAUGAUCCGGCGCUCCAGCUCCAAGAGCUCUACUUCAUCGACCCACAGUGGCUGUGCAACAUCAUCUCUCAGAAACUGACGUCAAAGAGCUGUGGCUUCUGGGAGCAUCCUAAAGGAGUGGUCCAGCGCUCAGUGGUGGAGAAGUUCCUCUUUGAGAACAAAUGUUUCCCCAAGCGUCACCUGACGCAGUUUUUCAAACUGCUGGAGAAGUUUCUGAUCGCUCUGCCCUUCGGAGAGGACCAGCUGCUCAUACCCAGCAGUUUGUCCAAACACCGGCCGGUGAUCGAGCUGCCUCACUGCGAGAACUCAGAGGUGAUUGUGCGUCUGUACGAGAUGCCGUACUUCCCCAUGGACUUCUGGGCUCGUCAGAUCAGCCGCCUGCUGGAGGUCUCCUCUUUCCUGCUUUGUGGAAGAGGUAAAGUGGCGCGACCCAACCGGAUCUACUGGAGGAGAGGCGUGUACCUGAGCUGGUCCCCGGAGGCUUACUGUCUGGUGGAGGCAGCUUCUCUGGAGGAGAACCCAUCCAGCUUCGUCAGGAUCACUGUGCCCUCCUCACGAAAAGGCCGGGUGCUGCUGGGUCAGGUUGUGGAUCACGUGGACUCCCUGCUGGAGGAGUGGUUCCCCGGCCUGCUGAACACGGACAUGCACGGCAGCGGAGAGGCUCUGCUGAAGAAGUGGGCGCUCUACAGCUUCCAGGACGGCCAGGAGAGGAGCAGGAUCCUGCUGGAGGAGCUCUUCACCAAAUGUGAAAAUGAUUGUCUGCUGGUGAACCCGGAGGACCCCAGCUUCAAAAUCCCCAUCUCUCAGAUCGCCCCGGACCUGGUGCUGAGCGACCAGCCUGCAGGGAGCAUGCUGGACAGUGAAGAGCUGGAGGUGGACAUGGCGAAAGAAAACCGACUCGGGGACGGUGGCUUCGGGACUGUCUAUCGAGGCGUCUACAAAAAUGAAGAAGUCGCUGUGAAGAUAUUCAACAAGCACGCCUCUGAGUUCUACAUCUACAGACUCCUCAGACAGGAGUUGGCGGUGCUGGGGCGCCUCCAUCACCCCAGCCUGGUGGGUCUGCUGGCGGCCAGCUCCUCCCCUCAGGUCCUGGUGAUGGAGCUGGCUCUGAGGGGCUCUCUGGACUCCCUCUUCGAACACGAGAACGGCAGCCUGAACAGGAAGCUGCAGCACAGGAUCGCCCUGCAGGUGGCCGACGGACUCAGGUACCUCCACUCAGCCAUGAUCAUCUACCGGGAUCUCAAGCCACACAACGUCCUGCUGUUCAACCUGAAGACCGACUCCGAGAUCAUCGCCAAGAUCACCGACUACGGCAUCGCUCAGUACUGCUGCGCCAUGGGAGUGAGGAGCUCCGAGGGCACGCCAGGCUUCAGAGCUCCAGAGAUUGCCCGAGGUAACGUGAUCUACAACCAGCAGGCGGACUUGUUCUCGUUCGGCCUGCUGCUCUACGACCUGCUGACCUGUGGGGAGCGCAUCUCCGACGGCAUGAAGUUCCCCAGCGAGUUCGAUGAGGUCGCCGUGCAGGGGAAACUGCCAGAUCCAGUGAAACACUACGGCUGCUCCCCUUGGCCCGGCUUCCAGGAGCUGAUGAAGGACUGUCUAAGAGAAAGCCCUCAGGCUCGACCCACUUCUGCUCAGGUGUUUGAUCGGCUGAACUCGGGCCAGAUGUUGUGCUUGAUGAGGGAGCUGGUGGUUCCCCGGGCAUUCAACACUGAGUGCUUCACAGUGAGCUCAGGCGGCGGGGACGGCCCCUCCAACAGCCACACAGCCUGGGUGGCGGGGGGCAGCAGCACCCAGAGGAGAGGCUUCAUCACAGCUGUGGACCUGGACACCAACGCAGUCUCCACCCAGGAGAUCGACACCAGUCCCGUCUUGUGUCUCGUCACGGUCCAAAUCCCAACAGAGGCCAGUGAUUGGCUGGUGGCCGGCACCCAAUCAGGCUACUUAGUGUGUAUCAGCACGGAGGACCCGUCAAAGUGUCACCCCCUGCAGAGUGUCACUGACGCCGUCACCUCUCUCUACUUCCACGUGCACCCUCGUCGAGCCCAAAGAAAGAAUUACCUGCUGGUUGGGUCCGCUAAUGGAGUCCUUACCAUCUAUGAGGACUCUGUACUAAAGCAGGGGAACGGGCAGCCGGUGAAAACCAUCACUGUGGGCAGCGUCAACACGCCGCUCAUGUGUCUGGGUCAGUCGGUGUACUCUCUGGACAGCAGGUGCGUGUGGGCCGCCUGCGGGACCAAGAUCCUCUCCUUCACCGCCGACUACGACGUCUGCAGGAGCUUCGACACCAGGCCGAACCUCGUCUUCCAGCAGCAGCGGUCGUUGUCCGGGGAAGCGUGUGUGUCUCGGAUGGCUGUGGAUAAAUAUGUUUACCUGAGCAAAGGGACGCCUGUGGUGGAGGUUUGGGACAAACAGAGCGAGAGGAUGGUGAACUCCAUCGACUGCGCUCAGAUCAUCAGACAUGACAGGAAGAGCAGCGAGGUGGAGCUGGCCCCUGAGGCGGCCCCCUCCUGGGCCCGGGUGAAGGCCCUGCUGGUGCAGAGCGCUGCGACCCUGUGGAUCGGCACCAGGGGGGGUCACCUGCUGCUGCUGGAGCUCUGCAAACACCAGCCGCUGCAGGUCAUCGGGCCCUGCUGCUCCUCCACCCGCUGCAUCAGCUCUGCACUCAUAGAAACACUAAACUGGAAGAACGUAGUGCUGGUUCUGGGCAGGAGACUCCCACAGGACGCAAAUCAGUUUGACGAGGAGUCGGUGCUGAUGGUGUGGAACAGCACGCUGCCGAUGGAGGUCAAAGACCUGAACAAACACUGCGAGAAACGAGAGCAGAUAGCCGCCAAAAUGAGAGAGCAGCUGCACGGUGACUGAGCCCACACGCUGGAUAUUGCUGGAAAAGGGAUCCUUUCUGCAGUGGAUCGUUGUGAUGAUUCUUUUUUUUUUACCUCAUUGUCUGACAGCCAUACUGACGAUCAAGCGCACUGACCAAGAGCUAAUGAAGGAGGGCACAGUGCAAUCAAUCACUCCAAACGAAAAAGUGAUUCAAGUAAUCAAUACGUGUGGUUUUUGAAGUUGCACUUAUGGAAUCAUUUGCCGUGUUUCACCAGACGAGGACCGUCUUUGUCAUUUGUAAAGAGCGGUUUUCUAAAAGGGACACAGAUGGUGUGGUGUUCAGGAAGACCUCCUGCUCCUGAGAAGAGACGUUUGUUUACCUGUUGUAUGAUUUUAAAAGAAACCGGAAAGAACGCCAAAGAAAAAAGCCAUUUUAAAAAGUGUAUAUUUGGUUAUUUAUUCCGCAUGUAUGUGUUUACCACUUCUCAUAUGCUGCCGGCUUUGUACAAAGUUUUUAAGUCACUUCACUUUUAUUUUGUGAUGUCAACCAUAAGUAAACGCUAUUUUAUCUACUGUGAUUGUGCUGUCUUUGAUUUCACAGCAUUAUUUAAAAUGAGUUUGUGUAAAAAAUGUUAUUCCUUUUUUUAUAAAAGUAAAAAUACUUCAAUUUU